Molecule: messenger RNA, 2178 nt
Organism: Ananas comosus (pineapple)
Lineage: Eukaryota; Viridiplantae; Streptophyta; Magnoliopsida; Poales; Bromeliaceae
Product: protein TPX2-like
Exons: 17
Coding region: 221-1558 (445 amino acids)
Biological process (GO): regulation of mitotic spindle organization; activation of protein kinase activity; mitotic spindle assembly
Cellular component (GO): nuclear microtubule; mitotic spindle
Molecular function (GO): microtubule binding; protein kinase activator activity
Source: RefSeq, a predicted model, not a curated record
UAUCCAUCUCCGGCUCAUCCUCUUCCACACCGCCCGCGUUUCCCCCGGCGUUCGCCGUUUCCUCCGAUUGCUUCUUCUAGAAGCUUCGCGGUGCGAUCACCGUGGCGGAGAACGAUCCGGGUCGCGUCGUCCUCUUCCAUUCUCCUCUCUCUCGUUCGAUCUCUCUAUUCCCCCUUUGUGGAACCUGCUGCGAAGAGGAGGAGGAGGAGGAGGAGGAGCCAUGGACGAGGAGAUGGACGAUGCGUUCGAGGGGGCUUCGUGGAGAUACGAGUUCGAUCUCGACUACGAGUUCGACGCCGCGCGGUACUUCGACUUCGGGCGCCCGGAGACGCAGUCGGAGGCGCGGGAGGCGGAGCUCUGGUUCGAGACCGCGGGGAGCUACCCUCCUUCUCCCCUGAUAGCACAAAUAUUCAAUGGAGAGGGGGCAACAAUGAAAAGUUUAAAGAUCCUUUCUGAUCUAGAUGCUGUAGGAUGUACUACUACUAUUGUCUAUCUUAAUGAUGAUGGUGGACCUGAUCUCUCUCAAGUGAAUAGGCAAAUAGAAGAUAUCCCAAACAUUUAUAGCAAGUCAACUUCCAAAGCUUGCUCUAGUAAAAGCUCAACUUUAAUGAGGCCUACUGUGAGCCAAUUAGCCAAGCAAAAUCGGAUAAACGGAGCAAAGGCUGUGAGCAGAAGCGGUCGGCCAGUAAUAGUGAAAAGUGAGAAAAGCACUGAUGAUCCUAAUGAUUAUCCCCUACAAGCUACCAAAAGGCAAAGAUUAGAAACGGGACAUUUUUGUAAGAUUGAUGGUGUUAAACAGCAAACAGAUUUUAUUCACAAGGUCCGGGAAAAGAAUAUUGGACCUGCCAACUGCAAUGCUGGCCCGCCAAGGUUGAAACUCACAAUUCCUAGAGAACCUCACUUGGAAACUGCACGAAGAGCAGAGAGGUUCAAGGCUCAAAGAGCAAAGUCAGGCGGUGCGAAACUGUUACCUGAAGGAGAGAUGCCAACAGUGCCUGCAUACAAAGCUCAUCCUCUUAACAGAAAAGCCCCUUCUCUGCCCCUCCGUCAGAACAGCAGUCCACAGUUACCAAAAUUUAAAGAGUUCAACCUCAAAACUCAUGAUAGGGCUGCUAAGAACUCAUCUGGAUCAUCAACAGAGACAGCAGAGAAUCAUAUUCGUAGGACGCAUGGUGAUAUGUUAGGUGCCAGAAGGUUAGAGCAGAAGGUUUCUGAUUCUUUGCAACUGCCCAAUGACGCAAAAAGGCUGGAGGAAAGCAGAAACAGACCAUGUGAAUUUAAAGCUCGACCCCUGGAUAAAAAGGUAGCAGCAAUAUUCUCCAGCAAAGGAGAUAUUGGCAUCUUUCGAAGUACAAAGAGGGAGAUAACAAUACCCAAGGAGUUCAAUCUCUCCUCGAGUAAAAGGUGUCAGCAGGCUCCAUUAGCCGAACUUUUCAAUAAGCUCUCUUUGGCGUCUGAAGGAAAGCGAAUCACUGCUUUACAGGCAACAUUCUUACAGCCUACUCACACAGCUUCCAAGGAUUCCAAAGAAAACAUAGGCAAGCCUGUGUGUUGCUAGUGUUGGAUUAAGGAGGCAGGGAAAGAAAAAUAAGACCUUUUGACCAAAGUCCAUCCUAUUUUGGGAAUGAAGUAGUUUAAUAAUUGCUCAUUCAAUUGGCCGAUGAUGCUCAGGAACAGAGUAAUCAUCUUGGUCGGGAAGAGGUGCUUUUUGCAUGGUACUGAUAACAGUUUAAUUUUUUUUUCUUUUUCUUUUUACAAGUUGAAAUGCAGAUAAUUGAUAUAGUGCCAAAAAAUUUCAAAAUUUGUGAUUCUCAUUUUCCCUCUUUCCCCUAUAAUAUGUCGGAAGUAGAUUUACAGAGUGAUUUUUGGCAUUUGCUGGUCCUUGAUGAAGGAAUUGGUACGAAGGAGCCCGCACAUUAUCAUUUCCAUAUACUAGUGUGAAUUUUGGAAUACAUGAUUGGUUACUUCAGAAGCUGGUUUUUAACAGCUGAAUUAGAUAAAGUAGGUCAGAGUUGUAUAGUUAACUACUGCAGGCCUACUUUUUUUUUUUUUUUUUUUUUUUUUUUCCCCCCUCCGUUGUAGAUUUGCUGAAAAUAUUCUGAUACCUUGAACUGUCUGUAAUAGAAUACAAUAGCGGAAAUGCAAUGCAUGGGAUCCUUUUUGUGUAUUUUUAUUGAA